UUGUACUCAAGUAUUACAAUUAGGUACUUUUCCACCACUGUGUAUUAGUAUAAAAUAAUAGCAUUUCCACAUUUUGGGAGCAUACAAUUUAACUCAGUAAUAUAAUUAUUUAUUUCAUCUUCAUCAAGGGUAUACAUUUCGGCCCCCACUGUAGAUUUGGGAAUUAUUAGAGACAUGUACAUGUGUUCUUACAACAGUUAACUAUAAAAGGUGUAACACUACUUUUUCAUUAAGUUUUUAAAAAACAGUUGUUGUUUUUAAAGCAUGACCUCACCAAAAAAUAUGAUGAAGCAUAAAUGUAGAAUGUUUUUUCGAAUGUUUAGAAUAUAUGCAACAAUUAUUUGAGAAUUCAGGGUGUGUGUGUGUGUGUAUAUCUGUUCAUGUGCCAGUGUACAUUUGCUGUUGCUUGUGGGUGUAUGAUACAUGAUUCCUCAACCAAUCACAAACUCAAGAUAUUGUGAGGGUCAUAACUAUAAACUGAGUGUGUGUUGAUGUACUGGUGAGAGAGACAAGCAAGACAGAACAGUCGAAAUCUCAUACUUGUUGAUCGUCCAGAUUGUGAACCAACAGCAAAGAGAAAGAUGAAGACCUUGGCCAUCCUUGUCCUCUGUGCUCAGGCAUGUGUGUGCCACUCUAUUGGAGACUCCUCUACCUCCACUGCCUCAAAGCCUGCUAGUGAGAAAAGAGUGGGUAAGAGACAUCAUCUGAGGGAGGUGUGUGAGCUUAACUACUGGUGUGAGAACAUGAUGGACACAGCUGGGAUCAUUGCUGCCUACACCGAAUUCUAUGGACCAAUCCCAUACUAG
Messenger RNA from Salmo salar (Atlantic salmon), 806 nucleotides. RefSeq names its product osteocalcin 1-like. Gene Ontology annotation, molecular function: calcium ion binding; structural constituent of bone; hydroxyapatite binding. NCBI's taxonomy places the organism in Eukaryota, Metazoa, Chordata, Actinopteri, Salmoniformes, Salmonidae. Gene Ontology annotation, biological process: osteoblast differentiation; bone development; regulation of cellular response to insulin stimulus. Gene Ontology annotation, cellular component: extracellular region. The record is from RefSeq and is a predicted model, not a curated record.